GAACACGGCAACCAGCGAGCGCAGCUGUUGGCCUGAUCGCCGAACGGCGAGCUUCCGGGGCGCAUAUAGCCGCGUAUUUCCACUGUAUACUUAGGUGGAGAUUUAGAGAUUUAGUACAUGUGCCGCGCAGUUCUGGCCUACUUGCGCAGCUGAUGCACCAUGCGGUAUGCUUCUUGGACUCGAACGUUCGUGAGAGCGGCUAAGACCGUUGAGCCAUCUUUGAAAUAGGCUUCAUUCGUGCAUAGGAGUGCACCCACACGUUUGCCAUGGUCGUUAUGGAUAAUAAAGGAGAGGCAGAAGAGCCUCCGAUAUUGCCUGCAAAGGAGUCUACUGAGGGACCUCCAUCAUACGAUACUGCGACUUCUGCACCUCAACUUCCGCGUACUCGAUCAUCGUCCUCAGCGUCUAACUCGUCAAGAUGCGACAGAAUUAAUCACUCAUCUCAUCCGAAGCUACCAAACAUACCCACAUCAAAUCUCGUUACAAUAAAGCGCAAAAACGCAUAUAUCAAAGGAACAUAUGUGAUUGAUGCUGCGUUGCAAAUUCCCAUUGAGGUGUUGACUGGCGAAGGCACAUCAGCAACUGGUGCCGCUGCGGAAUCGAUACCAGUUCCGCGGAAGAAUCUUUACCUAGAGACCUCGCACGGGAGUAUCUCAGCUGAUGUAUGGCUCGUGAGUGGUGAAUCUAGUGACGCACUCGGAGGAAGGACCGAGGUUGAAAUGAGGACUGAAAGCGGACAUGUCACGG
Molecule: messenger RNA, 747 nt
Organism: Fomitiporia mediterranea MF3/22
Lineage: Eukaryota; Fungi; Basidiomycota; Agaricomycetes; Hymenochaetales; Hymenochaetaceae
Exons: 2
Source: RefSeq, a predicted model, not a curated record